AUUCAUUCGUCGUCAGUACGUUUCAAACAUCCAAUCGACGCAGUGUUUCUCGGGCUUAUCGUGUAACUAACAUGACGGAGGCCAACAACUUACUUGCUCUUCUCCAACGUCCUCUGGAGCCAACAUUUCUUCCGAAAGACGACGGAAAAACGGUCAUUGAUGUUCCGGAUGAUUUCCUAACUGAUCGUUAUCGUCCGAUUGGGGCUGAGCUUCAGUCUCGAUUCUCCAGCGAUGCUGAACAACGGAUUCCCAUUCGAAGCACGGCUCCACCAGAUCUCUCCUUUGCCGAUGGUAUCGACCGUCGUGGACCGUUUUCUCUUUUUAUCCCUAAACAUCGAGAAGCAGCUGCUACGUUGAUCACCUUGUUCAUGAAUCAGCCUGAUGUGCAGACGUUGAUGAGUGUUGCAACCUACAGUCGAGAUCGUGUAAAUCCUGUGCUGUUCCAGUAUGCUCUAGCUGUUGCCAUUCAACAUCGCCCGGAUACCAAGGACGUCAAUAUCCCAUCGAUAGUUUCGCUAUUUCCUGAUCAGUUCGUAGAUCCAGCUGUGUUUCCUAAGUUACGCGAAGAAGGUUCUGUCGUUCAGCGAGCUAAUAGGAUGGUGAUCGAUAUCCCACCGAACUACACAGCUUCAGAUCGCGAGGAAGAACAACGGCUUGCCUACUUCCGAGAAGACAUUGGUGUUAAUAUGCACCACUGGCAUUGGCAUUUGGUGUAUCCUGGAGACGGUCCCGAUUCGGUAGUCCGUAAGGAUCGUCGGGGAGAACUGUUUUACUAUAUGCAUAGUCAGUUGAUUGCUCGAUACAAUAUUGAACGUUUCUGCAAUCGUCUUGCACGAGUUAAAAAUCUCUCAAAUCUGCGCGAGCCGAUUCCCGAAGCGUACUUCCCCAAGAUGAUUCGCAGCUCCAAUGCUCGAUCCUAUCCGGGAAGACACGCCAACAUUACAUUGCAAGACGUUAAUCGCGUAGAUAACAAUACUAAUGUUCAGGUGAAUGAUCUGGAACGUUGGCGCGACCGUAUCCUUGAGGCUAUCGAUCAAGGAUUUGUGUUGGACACGCAAGGAAAUAGAAUUACAUUGGAUGAAACUCGAGGUAUUGAUAUUCUGGGAGAUAUUGUGGAAGCUUCAAGCCUAUCGCCAAACCAGCGUCUGUAUGGUAGUCUUCACAAUAUGGGACAUAACGUUAUUGCCUACAUCCACGAUCCGGAUUACCGCUACCUGGAAGAUUAUGGCGUGAUGGGUGAUGUGACCACUGCAAUGCGUGAUCCCAUUUUCUACCGCUGGCAUGGAUUGAUCGAUCAGAUAUUCCGACGCUUCAAGGACUCGCUCACUCCGUACACGUCAUCUGAUCUGACAUUCCCGGGAGUUACCGUCAACUCCGUCGGAGUGCAGCUGAAUGGUGCCAACACUCCACCGAAUGUUCUCUUGACCUACUGGCAACGAUCACAGGUUAAUUUGGCAUCGGGGCUGGACUUUGGACCGGAGGGCAAUGUGUUUGCUUCGUUUACUCAUUUGCAACACGCCCCAUUUGCAUUCCGGGUGGAGAUCAACAACGAUACCGGUGCCGUGCGACGAGGAACCUUGAGAAUCUGGUUGGCUCCAAAAGUGGACGAACGAGGAACACCGCUUACGUUCCAAGAGCAGCGAACGUACUUUGUGGAAAUGGAUACAUCUACCGUGACGUUGAACCCCGGAGUCAACACUAUCGUGCGUCGUUCGGACCAAUCCAGCGUAACGAUCCCAUACGAACGCACCUUCAGAGCCGUAGGUAACACCACUCAGCCCAGUGAUCCGAAUGCGUUGGCUCAGUUCCGAUUCUGCGGCUGCGGUUGGCCCCAACAUAUGCUCAUCCCGAAGGGAGCCGCUGGCGAUGGCGUUGAGUUCGAUAUUUUCGCCAUGGUAACAGACUACACCCUGGAUGCUGUAGAUCAAACGUCGGACACCCUUGGACCGUGCGAUGAUGCACACUCGUUCUGCGGUUUACGUGAUAAGCUGUACCCCGACCGUCGAGCCAUGGGAUUCCCCUUCGAUCGCAAGGUUGAGGCGUCGGUCGCUACACUACAGGACUUUGUUACUCCCAACUCCAACAUGAGGACCAACUCUCUUAGGGUACGGUACACCAACAAACUGAUCGCCCGUGCUUAGACUCUUUUCUCUAGUAAAAUUAAACAAAUAUACAGCAACAUUUUUGGCCUUGCAAUCGUUAUCUAAUCAAUCAGAAUAAAUGCAUCUUAAACUAUGAUUCA
Messenger RNA from Aedes aegypti (yellow fever mosquito), 2242 nucleotides. Its product is annotated as phenoloxidase 2. NCBI's taxonomy places the organism in Eukaryota, Metazoa, Arthropoda, Insecta, Diptera, Culicidae. The record is from RefSeq and is a predicted model, not a curated record. Bases 72 to 2141 code for a protein of 689 amino acids. Gene Ontology annotation, molecular function: oxidoreductase activity. The transcript is spliced from 4 exons.